Molecule: messenger RNA, 1731 nt
Organism: Opisthocomus hoazin
Lineage: Eukaryota; Metazoa; Chordata; Aves; Opisthocomiformes; Opisthocomidae
Source: RefSeq, a predicted model, not a curated record
GCUGCCCUGGUCGAUGUCACCACAGCUCUGGAGACAGAGUCCACCAACGGAAAGGAACCCCUGGAAGCUGCAGGGGACAACUCUGAAGCCUUGGAUGCUCAGGCAGGCUCGGUGGAUGAAGAGAACGGACGGCAGCUUGGAGAGAUAGAGCUGCAGUGUGGAAUCUGCACAAAGUGGUUCACAGCAGACACGUUUGGCAUCGACACCACAUCAUGUCUGCCUUUCAUGACCAACUACAGUUUCCAUUGCAAUGUUUGCCAUCACAGCGGGAACACGUAUUUCUUAAGAAAACAAGCCAACCUCAAGGAAAUGUGCCUUAGUGCUCUGGCCAACUUAACGUGGCAGUCGAGGACGCAAGAUGAGCACCCGAAAACUAUGUUCUCAAAAGAUAAGGAUAUUAUCCCAUUUAUUGAUAAAUACUGGGAGUGCAUGACAACACGACAGAGACCUGGGAAAAUGACUUGGCCUAACAAUAUUGUCAAAACUAUGUGUAAAGAAAGAGAUGUGUUCUUGGUGAAAGAGCAUCCAGACCCAGGGAGUAAAGACCCAGAAGAAGAUUACCCCAAGUUUGGACUUGUGGACCAAGAUCUUGCCAAUAUUGGUCCUGCAUAUGACAACCAGAAACAGAACAAUGCUGUAUCCACGAGCGGAAACUUAAACGGGGGAAUGGCGGCAGGAGGCAGUGGGAAGGGACGGGGAGCCAAGCGCAAGCAGCAGGACGGAGGGACCACGGGAACGGCGAAGAAAACCAGAAGUGACCCCUUGUUUUCUGCUCAGCGCUUGCCGCCCCAUGGUUACCCUUUGGAACACCCCUUUAAUAAAGAUGGAUAUCGUUACAUCUUGGCUGAGCCUGACCCCCACGCACCAGACCCAGAGAAGCUGGAGCUCGACUGUUGGGCAGGAAAGCCUAUUCCUGGGGACCUCUACAGAGCCUGCCUGUAUGAACGAGUCCUCCUAGCGCUGCACGACCGAGCUCCUCAGUUGAAGAUUUCUGAUGACAGGCUGACCGUCAUUGGCGAGAAGGGCUAUUCGAUGGUACGAGCCUCGCAUGGAGUGCGGAAAGGAGCGUGGUACUUUGAAAUAUCCAUGGAUGAGAUGCCUCCAGAUACAGCGGCCAGAUUAGGCUGGUCACAGCCGUUAGGGAACCUCCAGGCGCCUCUGGGAUACGACAAGUUCAGUUACUCCUGGCGCAGCAAAAAGGGAACAAAGUUUCACCAGUCGAUAGGGAAACACUAUUCGUCUGGCUAUGGACAGGGCGAUGUGCUGGGAUUUUACAUCAGUCUUCCAGAAGAUACCGAGACUGCCAAGUCACUGCCUGACACUUACAAAGAUAAGGCGUUGAUCAAAUUCAAAAGCUACUUGUACUUUGAAGAGAAGGACUUUGUGGACAAAGCGGAGAAGAGCCUGAAGCAAGCACCCGGCAGCCAGAUAAUAUUCUUCAAGAAUGGUGCCAGCCAAGGAGUUGCCUUUAAAGACAUCUUCGAAGGAGUUUAUUUUCCUGCUAUUUCCUUGUACAAAGGCUGCACGGUCUCCAUAAACUUUGGGCCAUUUUUCAAGUAUCCACCUAGAGAUAUCACUUACCGUCCGAUGAGCGACAUGGGCUGGGGUGCUGUUGUGGAGCACACGCUGGCAGAUGUACUCUACCACGUGGAGACGGAAGUGGAUGGCAGACGAAGCCCACCCUGGGAGCCAUAACUGGAGCAGGCGGCGCGGCAUAAACAAAAGGACACA